This is a messenger RNA of Scheffersomyces coipomensis, 1533 nucleotides long. RefSeq lists its product as uncharacterized. The transcript has a single exon. Bases 1 to 1533 code for a protein of 510 amino acids. Gene Ontology annotation, cellular component: membrane. Gene Ontology annotation, molecular function: amino acid transmembrane transporter activity. NCBI's taxonomy places the organism in Eukaryota, Fungi, Ascomycota, Pichiomycetes, Serinales, Debaryomycetaceae. The record is from RefSeq and is a predicted model, not a curated record. Gene Ontology annotation, biological process: amino acid transmembrane transport.
AUGGAAGAUGGCCUUCCUGAUUAUCAAGUUAAAUUAAUCGCCUUAAGUUCAUGUAUCGGAUCUGGUUUAUUCAUCAGUAGUGCCGAUGCCAUUGCAACUGCCGGUCCAGCAGGUUGUAUCAUUGGUUAUAUCAUCAUUGCUGUAUUAAUCUUCUUCAUAGUUCAAUCAUUAGGAGAAUUAACUUCUUCAUUCCCGGUGGCAGGUAAUUUCCUAAAAUAUAAUUCAAGAUUCAUUGAUGAAUCUUGGGGUUUCGCCAUGAAUUGGAAUUAUUGUUUACAAUGGGUUAUAACUUUACCUUUAUCAUUAGUUGGUGCUUCAUUAACUAUUAAUUAUUGGAAUUCAGAUAUAAGUACCGCUGUUUGGGUAGCUAUCUUUUAUGCAAUCAUCUGUGCCAUUAAUAUCUUUGGAGUUAAAGGGUAUGGUUAUGGUGAAUCAAUGUUUUCUAUUAUAAAAGUUAUUGGUAUAGCUGGAUUUUGUAUAUUUGCUAUUAUUAUGAUUGCUGGCGGGGCUGGCGAUCAAGGAUAUAUUGGGGCUCAUUAUUGGCAUAAUCCUGGAGCAUUUGCCAAUGGAUUUAGAGGAGUGUUAAAUACUCUUAUCAAUGCAGCUUUUAGUUUUAGUGGUACUGAAUUAGUUGCCAUUGCUGCUGCUUCAUCCAGACAUCCAAGAACUUCAUUAAAGAAAGCUCUUAAACAAGUGUUUUGGAGAAUUUCCGUAUUCUACAUGCUUUCAAUUAUCCUUAUUUGUUUCUUGGUUCCUUAUAAUGAUCCAAAACUUAUGGGAAAUUCAGGUUCAUCAGCUUCACCAUUUGUUAUUGCAAUUCAAAAUGGUGGUAUUAAAAUCUUACCCUCAAUUUUCAAUGCUAUUAUUUUAUUAGCAGUUCUUUCUGUUGCUAAUGCUAGUGUAUUUGCAUCUUAUAAACCUUUAGUAGCAUUAGCAGAAGCAGGUCAUGGACCUAAAUUCUUAGGUUAUAUUGAUCAAAAGGGAAGACCAAUUUAUGCUAUUUUAAUCGCAUUAUCAUUUGGAUUAAUUGGAUUUGUAUGUGUAUCAUCAGUUCAAACUGAAGUUUUCAAUUGGUUAUUGGCAUUAAGUGGAUUAUCAACUAUUUUUAUUUGGAUUUCAAUUUCAUUAGCUCAAAUUAGAGUUAAUCAUGCUUUAAAAGUUCAAAAUAUUCCCGUAAGUAAUAAACCAUUCAAAGCCUUAGGAGGAGAUUAUGGUGCUUAUUUCUCAUUAAUCAUCAAUGUAUUAAUCUUAAUCGCUCAAUUCUACAUCGCUUUAUUCCCUAUUGGAGGUCCAAGUUUAGAUGCAGUUAAUUUCUUUCAAGCUUAUCUUGCCGCUCCUAUUGUAAUUAUAUUUUAUCUUGGUCAUAAGAUUUAUACUAAGAAUUGGAAACUUUUCAUUAAAGCAGAAGAUAUGGAUGUCACGUCCGGUAGAGUCAUUGUUGAUAUGGAUUUACUCCUUCAAGAAGUCGAAGAAGAAAAAGAACGUAGAAAUGAUCAACCUUUCUAUAUUAAAUUCUUAAACUUUUGGUGUUAG